This is a messenger RNA of Corythoichthys intestinalis (scribbled pipefish), 2583 nucleotides long. It is a transcript of the gene faima, whose product is annotated as Fas apoptotic inhibitory molecule a. The transcript is spliced from 7 exons. The record is from RefSeq and is a predicted model, not a curated record. The coding region runs from base 31 to 1278 and encodes 415 amino acids. NCBI's taxonomy places the organism in Eukaryota, Metazoa, Chordata, Actinopteri, Syngnathiformes, Syngnathidae. Gene Ontology annotation, biological process: negative regulation of extrinsic apoptotic signaling pathway via death domain receptors; positive regulation of neurogenesis; canonical NF-kappaB signal transduction.
UUUUGACUGUAUUAGCAUUGUUUUCAAUUGAUGGCGGAAUUUAAAAUGCAUUUCAUGGAAGACCCGGUGCUUUCUGAUGCCGCAAACUCACUGGAUCUGUUGCAUAAAAGGCGUUAUGAGGAAAAGCUUCGUUCUAUACAGUCGCCAGAUCCAUAUUUGAUGCCCAAAUCGAUGUUUUUCGACCCACUGUCUUCGCCCUGUCUGCCUGACAUCUGCUACGCAGAUAUUUACAAUUAUCUUGUCCACACUAAAUCAACCUAUUCUCACGAAAAUAUGAAAAACUUCAAGAGCUUGGAGGCUUAUAAAUACUUCGUUGCUGGUUGGGUGAAACAGGUCCUCGUCCACGAAAAUUCGGCAGGAAUCUAUCUUGUGCUUGGAAAGACUAAAGGGGUCAUGUUCGAGGACCUCGCUGGAGUGUGGGAGGUCGCGCUGAGCGACGGGGUCCACAGAAUCGUUUUCGUACACGGGUAUGCCACCGGCAAGAGGAUCGUUUACGUCGACGGAAAGGAGGUGCUGAAGCGGGUCUGGAUGUUCGUGCUGGCAGGCAAGGAAACAUUCAAGAUGGGCAAAUUGGACAGCCAAGGCACCAUCAUCAUAAAGGACAAUGGUUUAGCCUGCGAAUACACUCUUGAGAUCAACGGCAAGAGUCUGAAAAACAUACAGAACAGGGAAGAAGUGAUGAACAACUGGUUGCUCGACCUCGAUAUAAAGGAUGCAAGGGUGGUCUUGGCGAGCAUGUCCGCCGACCUCGCUGGCGUGUGGGAGGUCGCGCUCAGCGACGGGGUCCACAGAAUUGCCUUCGAGCACGGCACGACCACCGGCAAGAGAGUCAUCCACGUCGAUGGAAAGGAGGUGUUGAGGAGAGAUUGGAUGUUCAAAUUGGUGGGGAAAGAGACGUUCGUGGUGGGCAAGCUGGACACAAAAGCCACCAUAAACAUUGAUGCAGUGAGUGGGUUUGCCUAUGAGUACACUCUGGAGAUCAAUGGCAAGAGCCUGAAGAAGUACAUGGAGAACAGGGCCAAGGUGACAAGCACCUGGUUGCUCAACCUCGACGGGACGGAUUCAAGGGUGGUUUUGGAAAAAGACACCAUGGAUAUUUGGUGUAACGGACAGAAGAUUGAGACUGCAGGUGAAUUUGUGGAAGAUGGCACAGAAACCCACUUCACUCUGGGCGAGCACAACUGCUGCGUGAAGGCGGUGAGCAGCGGAAAGCGACGAGAUGGACUCAUUCACACACUUCUAGUGGACGGAGCGGAGAUAGCUGAAUGCACUGAGUGACUUUUGGCUCAACUUUUAUAUAGCUAUUUAUAACAAGAGCCAUAAAUAUUUGAGAUGUGAUGUUUCAAUGUCCUAAAUAUCUAAUAGAAGUUUCAUGGACCUGCUGUUUGGUUAUAUGUAGAAAACACUGGAACAACUCAUUGGUACUGUAUUGUGAAAACAUGUUGACUUCAUUGUGUAACUGCUGAAAAGCCACUAUAGAGAAACUGUAUUUUUUUAUUACAUUUUCGUUUUUUUAAUCGACUCAUAUGUCUUGCCUGAAUCAGAUCCAUCGCAAUUCCCAGGAUCCCAUUCAAUACCUUAUUGGCCCGAAUAUAAGACUGUGUUUUUUGAAUUGAAAUAAGACUGAAAAAGUUGGGUUUGUCUUAUAUUCGCGGUCUAGACAUUAUACCCAUUCACGACGCUAGAUGGCGCCAGAUAUCAUUGGAGCGACGUUCUGUCAUGACAGAUCUCAGCUAAGUUUAACCAGUUUACAUUAUUUUAUUGCAAUGUUUUUCCUUAUUCAGAAUUGUUUCAAGACUACAGUUACAGUUAGACUUUAUUGCAAUUUUGUUGUUUUAUCACAAUAGAAUGGUUUAUUGACAUUUCAAAAACCUGAAGCCAUUAAUUUACGAAUGUGAUUGCACUUUAGUUUACAUAUUUAAAUGUUCAAUAUAUUAAGAUUUGAAUGAGGCAAAAUAACAUGCUUUUUAUCUCAAAUAUAUUGUAAUAAUCAUGUUUCAGAUGUACUGUAAUUAUUUUCUGUAUAAAAAUUAAUUUGGUGUUCAAAAAGUUUUUUUCUAACUUGAGUCUUGAAAAAGAGGGGGUCGUCUUAUAAUCAGGGCCUUCUUAUAUUCGGGCCAAUUCGGUAUUUCAUCAAUUCAACGAGUUCCACAGCAUUUCCACUAGAAAUUUGGUAGGCAUGUCCAUCAUAGGAAUUCUCUAUUCAAUAAUAACAAGCUAUGCAGGCUAUUAUAGCUUCAAUCUUUCUUGGGUCCUUUUGGCAUUUUUCAGAGUUCCAACAUGAACUUGUACUUGUGAAUUCCUUUCCGAUUGCUACCAACUAUGACAGAUAUAUAGUGACGAAUUUGAGGUUUUUGUCUAUUUUCUUGUCAAGCAUCUCUGUGGUGUUACUUGAAUAACAUAUUAAUGGUGAUUCUGGUCUCCACUUUUAAAGUAAAUACAGUAUAUGCUAUUUGUUUAGAUAACGUGUGUCAUUUCUGAGUAGUAUCCUUAAUAUCCUGCAACUGGUUUAGUAAUGUUAAUGGAAAUGAAAUAUGAAUGUUGUUUCAUAAAUAUUUCUUGUAGUAAAAACUUAAAACUGUA